GGUGUCGUCUAUCCCUCAGUGCGCAUGCUCCAGCUCAGAGCAUCGGCGUACACAUACCUUCACCUCACUCCGCUUUUCACUACACGCCCCUCACAAGUGGUGAACCUUUCGCAAUUUUAUGUACCACCAUCCUCUCAAUUCUUAGUUUUUUGGAGUAAGCGAUCAACUUUGAAAUAGUCUGGAUUUUGUGAAGAGCUUGCUUUUACCACGUCUUCCACCACCGCUGCUGCUGCUACAGGUGUCUGUGCGCACCGACCAGAGAACAUGUCCAAUGGGAAAGAAGCAAAUGUUCCAACAAACCUCCCACAGAUGACCCUCCAAGAGUACCUGGAUGAGUGCAUGGAAGCUUUGGACCUCUUCCUUAACAACCACUUCAAUGAGAGCUUAGACAGGCUUAAGCCAAGGGUGAAUGAGAGCAUGUACCAUGCUCUUAUCUAUGCCACAGUGCUGGAGAUGCAGGCCAUGAUGACAUUUGAGCAUGAAGACAUCACUAACGCUGGAAACACCAUGAAGAGUGCCCAGGAGGUCUGCCAGAGGUUUCGAAGAAAAUCUCAAGGUCUGAGUAGUAAGACUGGGGAUUCUUUGUCUGAAGUGCAGCUCCAUGCUGAAGUAUGUUACGCUGAAUGUCAACUGCAAAGAGCGGCUCUCACCUUCCUACAGGAUGAAAAUAUGGUCAGUUUUAUCAAAGGGGGCAUCAAAGUACGAAACAGCUACUUGAUAUACAAAGAACUACAUUCCUUCAUCAAAUCCCAUAACUGCCAGAAAGGAGCCAGCCACCUGCACUUAGAGGGAGGGGUCUCAUUUGGAAUAGGUGCCUUUAAUCUGACCCUCUCUUUGUUUCCUCCUCGGAUACUAAAACUGUUGGAGUUUGCAGGUUUCUCUGGAGACAAGGAGUUUGGUCUGUCACUGCUCAAGGCUGGUGCCACAGGGAUGAACCUCCGCUCGAUGCUGUGUGCUCUCCUAUUGCUCUGCUACUACACAUUUCUGACUAUUAUUCUUGGCACUGGUGAGGGAGAGGUGACUGAAGCUGAGGAGCUGCUCAAACCUUUCCGCCUCCGCUACCCACAGGGAGCAAUCUUCCUCUUUUUUGCGGGCAGAACUGAGGAGAUUAAAGGCAACAUUGAUGAGGCUGUGGCUUUGUUUGAGGAUGGCUGUAAGGCGCAGCAGGCCUGGAAGCAGUUCCACCACAUGUGUUACUGGGAGCUCAUGUGGUGCUUCACCUUUAAGAGGGACUGGAAGAUGGCUUACUUCUACGCAGACCUCCUGAGCCGAGAGAGCCGCUGGUCCAAGGCUAUGUAUGUGUACAUGAAAGCAGCAUAUCUGAGCAUGCUUCCAGAGCAACAGGCCAGACCGUUUGAGGAGGACGAGGUACUGCUCUUCAGACAAGUGCCCACCUUCAAGCAGAAGAUCGCAGGGAAGUCUCCGCCCACAGAGAAGUUUGCAAUCCGUAAAGCCAGACGCUACAAGGCUCCCAGCCCUGUAAGACUGCCAGUGCCAGCACUGGAGAUGAUGUACAUGUGGAAUGGCUUCACUAUGAUCCGGAUGAGACCUGAGCUGAACAAUGGCAUGUUGGAAACUGUACAGGAGGCAGAGCGUACCCUAGAGGAUAGCCCUGAGCAUGAGUCCCUGGUGGAUGACCUGUGUUUGGUUCUACUGCUGAAGGGAGUGUGUCUGAGGAACCAGGGCAGUUUGCAGUCUGCUCUGAACUGUUUCAAACAGCUGUGUGACAGUGAGAAGAGGAUCCGCUUUGAUCACUAUCUGGUGCCCAAUGCUCUGGUGGAGAUGGGUCUAAUUUAUAUUGACCAAGGCGAGAGGGAUAACGCCAUCAAAGUACUGCGCAAGGCCAAAAAUAGCUACAAAGAUUACUCCAUGGAGUCCCGAACACAGUUCAGGAUACACGCUGCUCUAGCCAAAAUCAAGGCAGAAAAAGUAGAAGAUGAGGACACGCAUCUGUGAGAAGCUUCUAUUCUGU
Messenger RNA from Periophthalmus magnuspinnatus, 1972 nucleotides. RefSeq names its product tetratricopeptide repeat protein 39A. Bases 265 to 1956 code for a protein of 563 amino acids. Lineage: Eukaryota; Metazoa; Chordata; Actinopteri; Gobiiformes; Gobiidae. The transcript is spliced from 18 exons. Gene Ontology annotation, molecular function: protein binding. The record is from RefSeq and is a predicted model, not a curated record.